Molecule: messenger RNA, 783 nt
Organism: Phanerochaete carnosa HHB-10118-sp
Lineage: Eukaryota; Fungi; Basidiomycota; Agaricomycetes; Polyporales; Phanerochaetaceae
Exons: 4
Coding region: 1-783 (260 amino acids)
Source: RefSeq, a predicted model, not a curated record
AUGUCGCCCACGAAAGGUCCAGUGCGGGACGUCAAAGUCCAUGUACCCAGACAUAACUCCCAGCGCAUAGGACCGCGGACAGUCUCGCAUGUUGAGUCGAUUGCGAGAAAGAAGAAGAAAAGGGUGGAGGCAAGGCAGACAGCCUACGAGCCGGCGGGCAUCAUGGCACAGGCAAUUGAGAGUGCUUCUGAGUGGAAUUCUCUUCUCAUGACUGCAAGAGCUGAGCGAGGUCCGCAAUGGGACAUCGGAACACAGCAGUUCCUCGUAGACGAGUACUCCAGCCUUUACUACGAUCCCACACUAUUACGUGAAUAUGAAAAGGAAGGCAAGUCUGAAGAGUCCGACGUGCCACAAAAGAUAGAACGACAGUCAAUGCCUCCUCCCGAAUUCUCGCCACAAAUGCGGCGCGGUCCGCCUUCGGGCCAAGGACCCUCGUCAUUACCUUUCAAUUCUCCACGGCAUCCAUCGCAGAUGGCUCCCGGCAUGUCCUUCGCUAACAUGGGCGUCGUGCCUACGGGGCAGUUCUACGGCAACGGUGACAUGGGCCCUGGACCGUCUCCGAUGCGAAUGGGUGCCAUGGGCAUGCCUGUGGAUCCUAUGGGCGGUAUGGGCGGUAUGGCAGGCAUGAACCCUAUGGCGAAUAUGGGCGGAAUGGGGGGCAUGCCUGGGAUGCCUGGGAUGGGCGGAAUGGGAGAUCUAGCUAUCGUAGUUGGCACUACACCAGACCUUCGGCUGUUUGCGACAUCCAGGGCUUAUGAGGCUGUCACAAGUUCAACAUCCUAG